This is a messenger RNA of Oncorhynchus masou masou (cherry salmon), 4209 nucleotides long. Its product is annotated as RING finger protein 11-like. Gene Ontology annotation, molecular function: ubiquitin protein ligase activity. Gene Ontology annotation, cellular component: ubiquitin ligase complex. NCBI's taxonomy places the organism in Eukaryota, Metazoa, Chordata, Actinopteri, Salmoniformes, Salmonidae. Gene Ontology annotation, biological process: ubiquitin-dependent protein catabolic process. The record is from RefSeq and is a predicted model, not a curated record. The transcript is spliced from 3 exons. The coding region runs from base 495 to 956 and encodes 153 amino acids.
UGAAGCCGUUACGUCAUAUCCAAUGGACGCCGAGUUCAGGUUGAAAAAAUUGAAUAAUAUUGCAAGCUUGCCAGACACUUACUUUAUUCGCGAAGUCAGUGGUCUAUAUUUGUGAAAAAUAUAGAUGUUCUAUCGCAAAUGUCGUUAUGAUAGUUUCUAUUUGAGCGAACAUUUUUAAUUUCAAAUCUUAGGCCGAGGAAUGAAUUAUAUUAAUCAAGGAAGUCACUAGCUGGUUAGCCAAAAGCGUUAGCUAGCAGCAGUAUCUAGCUAGCUCUUUGUUUUGACUGUGAUGGUCUGAUGAUGUUGAAUAGCUUGGACAGCUGAUGGAUCUCGAGCUAAUGUUUAUAUGAACAUGUAUAUUAUGUUUUACUGGGUUGUUAAAUAGUAUUUAAUGUGUAAUAACAUUACUUCAACGAGGGGAAUAUACAUUUGGUUGUAAACGAACAAUAGCAAGUUUACAAGCUAGCUAAACAACGAGGGACUGAGAAGUGGACAUGGGCAAUUGUCUCAAAUCGCCGACGUCCGACGAUAUAUCUUUGCUUCACGAAUCCCAGUCUGACAGAGCAAGUUAUGGGGAGGCAGACCCAGAUUUGGAGCCACCUCCGCCUUACCAGGAGGAGACCCACAUGCCGGUGUACCACCCCACCCCCAGCCAGGCCCGCCUGGCCAGCCAGCUGACUGAGGAGGAGCAGGUCCGUAUCGCCCAGCGUAUCGGCCUCAUCCAGCACCUCCCCCGGGGUGUCUACGACGGAGGACGGGACGGCUCCGAGAAGAAAAUCCGAGAGUGUGUGAUAUGUAUGAUGGACUUUGUGUACGGGGACCCCAUCCGGUUUCUGCCCUGUAUGCACAUCUACCACAUGGACUGUAUAGACGACUGGCUGAUGAGGUCCUUCACCUGUCCCUCCUGCAUGGAGCCUGUAGACGCCGCCCUGCUCUCCACUUACGAGACCAACUGACCACUGACCCUAAAUACAACACUACCCCCUUCUGCCGAGCUCUGCCUUGCCACCCCCCUUACAAACACACGCACACAUACACACACACUUCCACCAGCCCCAAUAAACACACACAUGCUGCCCCCUUCCCCUCUGCUUUUUACCUUGGGAUAAGGAGCAGCACAGUGUCUUGGUCGGUGAUGACAUACGAGAGAGAGACUAUGGAAACACUAGUGAUUAACAAUGAAAAGACUUGGACCCAUCCACCCAUCACCUGGAACUGGCUCUGAACUGGAACUGGCUCUGAACUGGAACUGGCUCAGAAUUGGAACUGGUUCAGAACUGGAACUAGCUUUGAACUGGAACUGGUUCAGAACUGGAACUGGCUCUGAACUUGAACUGGAACUGGCUCAGAACUGGAACUGGUUCAGAACUGGAACUGGCUUUGAACUGGAACUGGUUCAGAACUGGAACUGGCUCUGAACUUGAACUGGAACUGGCUCAGAACUGGAACUGGUUCAGAACUGGAACUGGUUCAGAACUGGAACUGGCUUUGAACUGGAACUGGAACUGGCUCUGAACUGGAACUGGAACUUGCUCUGAACUGUCUCUGAAUUGUCUCUGAACUGAACUGUCUCUGAACUGGCUCUGAACUGAACUGCCUCUUAACUGAAACUGGCUCUGAACUGGAGCUGGCACUGGAACUGGCUCUGAACUGAACUGGCUCUGAACUGGCUGAGUCAUGGUCUGACUGAAAGAAGGCAACUGUCUACAUAGGAGGACAAGCAGGCAUAAUAUGUGCGUCUGUGGUGGACUGGAUUCCUGAGUCAGCUGUUGAAUACAGUACUAGGAUUGGGUUGGUGAUGUUAUGGUCAGAAGGGGGAGGGGCUGUUACUGUAGUGAUGGCUCACUGCAUUUCCACUUGAGCAGGUCUCGGUGGCAUCCCAUCCCAGCCAAUCAUUAUUCACCAUGAUUAGUAGCUGGGAAUGGGAUUAGAUCAUUUUCUGUCAUCUGAAUUUGGUCACCAGGAGGUAUCCUAUAAGAUUCCUUUGGAACCCACAGCUGGCAACAACAAGACAAUAACAUGACUCAUCAGUCUUCUAAAGUCUCAAAAUCCUGCACUCUGAAUAUGACUUAGUAAUGUCAAAACAGCCCCAGGAAAGCUGGCAUGGUGGCGCAAUAAUGGUUAUCUCUCUACGGACUGAAGCGCACCCUGUUUUAGUGUUUCAAAAUAAAAUAAGUUACCGAGCAUAGUCUCCUUUUAGGAUUACAACAAAAACAAUUAUAGUAUGCACAUACACAGUGCAGAAAUCACCCAAAGCCCAUCCUCUAUUAGACUAUGAUAUGUUUAAUGGAGAAACACAUACACUACCGUUCAAAGGUUUGGGGUCACCUAGAAAUGUCCUUGUUUUUGAAAGAAAAGCAACAUUUUUGUCCAUUAAAAGAACAUCAAAUUGAUCAGAAAUACAGUGUAGACAUGGUUAAUGUUGUAAAUUACUAUUGUAGCUGGAAAAGGCUGAUUUUUAGGCAUACAGAGGCCCAUUAUCAGCAACCAUCACUCCUGUGUUCCAAUGGCACGUUGUGUUAGCUAAUUCAAGUUUAUAAUUUUAAAAGGCUAAUUGAUCAUUAGAAAACCUUUUUGCAAUUAUGUUAGCACAGCUGAAAACUGUUGUUCUGAUUAAAGAAGCAAUAAAACUGGCCUUCUUUAGACUAGUUCAGUAUCUGGAGCAUCAGCAUUUGUGGGUUCGAUUACAGGCUCAAAAUGGCCAGAAACAAAGACCUUUCUUCUAAAACUUGUCAGUCUAUUCUUGUUCUGAGAAAUGAAGGCUAUUCCAUGCGAGAAAUUUCCAAGAAACUGAAGAUCUCGUACAAUGCUGUGUACUACUCCCUUCACAGAACAGCGCAAACUGGCUCUAACCAGAAUAGAAAGAGGAGUGGGAGGCCCCGGUGUACAACUGAGCAAGAGGACAAGUACAUUAGGGUGUCUAGUUUGAGAAACAGACGCCUCACCAGUCCUCAACUGGCAACUGUCUCAUCAUCAACAGUGAAGAAGCUACUCUGGGAUUCUGAUCAAUUUGAUGUUAUUUUAAUGGACACAUUUGAUUCUUUUUUUUUUCAAAAACAAGAACAUUUCUAAGUGACCCCAAACUUUUGAACAUUAGUGUACAUCCAUUACCUUUUGUUUUGUCUUUCAGAUUGACCAUUCUAAAUGGCUCCACUGCCAUUCCAAAUGGCCUGAAGAAGUGGAUGAGCUAUAUGUCAAUCACUCUUGUGUAAGGUUUAUAGGUUUUACAAUAAGAGGAGUAGCAUAGCUGUCAGACAAUGUAAAGGGCUCAUUUGUGCGUGUGCAGGAGGAUCUGUCUAAAAGUUAGGAAUGCUUGCACACACGUUAAUCUGAUCCUAAGAUUUGCACUUUACUUAUAGGACAAUAACGGAAGCAUUAUAUUAAUAUAUAUAUACCUAUAACCUUGCACUUUUCAAUAUUGUUUCUUCUUUUCGCAGCACAGAAGUUAAGAUUGAUAUUGAUAAUGCUGUCAAUGCUACCAUUGGUCACGUAUCAAGUUGAAGUAAAGCUCAAUAGCUGAAUAUGUAUUCAUGAGUUGUGUGAUUCAGUAGUGUGCACCUGCUUUGUUUUGCUUGUCUUGAUUCUAGUGUGUGUUUUUGUGUGGAAGUGACUGCGUGAAGGGGACAGAGGUUUGCUUUGUCUCGAAUGAGACAAUAUGGAAUAGAAGAAUAUUUCUUCCCUUAAGUACUUAUUAGUUUACUUACCUAUAUUUUCAAUCCCACAGUCAUCAUUGUGCAAUUUUCUUUCUUGCUGUAAAAAAACAAAUAAAAAACUAGGCCAGCAUUUUCUUUGCUUUUUUAGUUUUGUUUGUAGCGAAGUAGCAUUGCAGUGAAUUAUUUCCAUUACAUUUUUUGUUUAUAUAAUAGUGAUACCCUUUUCUGUAUUGAUGUUUGUGUAUCUCCUACCUUUUAGAGGUAUUGUUUGUCAUUGUGUUUGUGGGAGAUAAAUAUUUCCCAUUAGAGUUUACACUGGCUUGAGAAUGCAUUUGCAAACCUCUGUCCCAAAGAUAUUUGUAAGAGGGGGAAGAUUUCUCUCAUGGUUUCACGGUGACAUUAAAAGACAACACACGUGUUUCAAUUAUUAGCUUUGUUUUGCAUUGUUUUUCAGGAUUCUGAAAAUAAAUGUCAUCUCCUGUAAUCUUGGUUUUUGAAAGGCCAACCAUCCCUCAUAUUGAAGCUGUAAAAAAAUGUAAAUAAACAAGAAAGCACA